UGGACUUAGUUACAAAUCUGUCGCCGGCAAUGUGGUUGUCGCACCGCUGGACUGGAACUUUAAGCUGAAGCCGAGGAAUCGGAAUCCCGUGAAAUCCCCUCAUCUCGAUCCGGAUUUGUGUCGUUUUUCUAUCAAAAGAUAAUGAGUUCGGCCAAACAUCUUAAGUCAUUGAGUGAAAAAGAGCUUGUGGAGUUCUUCGACUCAUUUGAUUUGGUUUUCUGCGAUUGCGAUGGAGUUGUUUGGUAUCCCCUGCGGGACUUCAUACCCGGCUCAGCCGAAGCCUUGGCCCAUUUGGCCCAUCUUGGCAAGCAGUUGACCUUUGUGACCAACAACAGCAUCAGCUCGGUGAAGGAGCACAUCGAGAAAUUCGAUAAACAGGGCCAACUUAAGAUUGACGAGCAUCAAAUCGUUCACCCAGCUCAAACCAUUUGCGAUCAUUUGAAGUCCAUUAACUUCCAGGGACUUAUUUAUUGUCUGGCCACGCCCCCAUUCAAGAAAGUCCUUGUGGAUGCCGGAUUUCGCCUGACCGAAGAUAGCGGUACCGGAGUCAUCACGAGCCUCAAGGAUCUGCACGAGGCCAUAUUUGGCGGCGACUCGGUGGAGGCCGUCAUCAUGGAUGUGGACUUCAACCUGUCGGCGGCCAAAAUGAUGCGCGCCCAUGUCCAACUGCAGGAUCCCAAGUGCCUUUUUCUGGCCGGAGCAGCAGAUGCCUUGAUACCCUUCGGAAAGGGCGAGAUUAUAGGACCUGGAGCCUUUAUAGAUGUAGUGACGCAGUCCGUGGGUCGUCGGCCCAUUACUCUGGGCAAGCCAGGCGAGGAUCUGCGCAGGCUUUUGCUGGAUCGCCAUCCGGAAAUCCCGCCCAGCCGCGUGCUCUUCGUGGGCGACAGUCUGGCCAGCGACAUCGGAUUCGCCCGCGCCAGUGGCUACCGCACCCUCCUCGUCCUCACGGGCGGCACCAAGUUGGAGGAUGUCCGCCAACUUCCGGCUGACCAUCCCCAGAUGCCCGACUAUCUGGUCGAUUACCUGGGGCAGAUGGCCCCCAAUGAAAAGCCGCAAUCGAGUAAUUCUGACUCGACGCAUUCAACUUGAUAGGCUUUCAAGUGUUUGAUUUGGUUGUUGAUAUACUAUUUAUAUUAAACAACUUACCGGCAAGUGAACGUUGUUGUUGUUGUUGGCAAACAGGCAGAAACAAAAAGUGUUUUAGAUUUCAACCCAAUCUCUCUUUAGUUCUAAGUAAUCUUGUUUUGUUUGCUUAAAGUGAGUUCUAUUUUGAUAACGAAUAAAGUGGGGUGUUGUGUUAGUAUGGCUAUUAUAUAUACAUAAAUAUGGAUGGUUAAAAAAAAAAAACAAUACUUUCACCAUUAAAUGUGCGUACCCAAACGCAAUAAAACUAUUCCAAACAAAAAAAUUAAUUUCGCUAGAAUAAAUCAGCUUAAAAUCUAAGUUGGACCACCUUAAGAUACAUUUAAUGGAUACAUAUAUGCCUGAAAUCGCUUGCUCACACCUGUUACACAAAUUACAAGUGUAGUUUCUUUGCUCUAGUAUCAACAAUAUAUCAUCAUUAUUUGAUAUCAUUAAAAACACAUUUCCCGGAAUCCUCAAGUUAUAAAUAUUUAUUAUGGUUUUCUUUGUUUAGAGUGAGCUAUGUAUAUUUUAGGUAAUGCUAUUCGACUCCAGUAUAUAUGUACAUUAGGGUGGUUUUUUUUGUAUGAAAAAAUCGAAGGCCCAACUCUCACUCCCUUAUAUUUUGCGCUUUGGUGCAUUUAAAAAAGAAAAAACGUAUUACUCUUAUACUGGUUUACGUGGCGUAUGAGUAAUUCUUAUGGAAACUUUGAGAACAUUGCGCAAGGCCUUAAACCUAAUUUAAAAUAGUUUGGAUAUUAAUUAAAUAUAUUUUGCUCCAAUAUCUACCAUUUAAAAGGUUGAGGGUAAAAUUCCUUAUAAA
Molecule: messenger RNA, 1945 nt
Organism: Drosophila elegans
Lineage: Eukaryota; Metazoa; Arthropoda; Insecta; Diptera; Drosophilidae
Product: 4-nitrophenylphosphatase
Cellular component (GO): cytoplasm
Molecular function (GO): phosphatase activity
Source: RefSeq, a predicted model, not a curated record